AGCUACUGAUAGGCAUCUGGCACGUGUGCUCCUGUCAGUGAAGCAACUCUGUCUGUGCCCUGUCUGUCAGCUGUCCGUCACUGGGGUCUCUGUCAACACAGGGUGCUGCUGGUGGUCAGUGCUAGGGACACUGCAGACCUCUAGCCUGCUUCCUCCCCUGCCGGGCUGUCUGCUUGUGUGAGGGACAUUUCUACCUGAGCACAGCAGUGGGACAGAUGAGUGGAACGUUGCUUCCCACUCCGACAGGUGAACAGUAUCAAGGAUGUGGAAGAAGAUCUUGGCAGUGUUAGUUGGCCUGGUGAUUGGCUACUGGCUGUACGAUGACUUUGAUCCAGACACAUUGAAAGGUAAACGGGUAGUUAUAACUGGAGCAUCAACCGGUAUAGGAGAACAGAUUGCAUAUCACUAUGCAAGGUUUGGUGCCAAGAUUUUGAUCACUGCUCGACGAGAGGAGGUGCUCAAGCAGGUAGUAGCUCGAUGCAGACAAGUAGGCAGCACACAGGGGCAAUACGAGUACGUCACAGCUGACAUGAGCGAUAUGUCCGCCACACAGAACGUAAUACAGGAGGCAGAACGACGUCUUGGGGGAAUUGAUAUUCUGGUGCUGAAUCACAUCAUGGUAAUGCCCCUGGGGGAAUGGAAGGGCACGCCUCAAAACCUCUCAUCUCUGCAGCAUGUCUUUGAUGUCAACUUCCGUGCAUACGUCCACCUCACAUCACAUGCCUUCUCACAGCUGGAGAAAAACAGUGGCAGCGUUAUUGUUGUGUCAUCUUUUGCAGGGAAAGUGGCCAUCCCUUUUGUAGCUCCAUAUUCUGCCUCCAAGUUUGCGCUGGAUGGAUUCUUCAGUGCCUUGAGACAGGAGCUGAGGAUGAAAAACUGUGAUAUAUCUAUUACAUUAUGCAUCAUAGGAUUAGUAGGUACAGACAAUGCUAUGUCAAAGUUGAAGGAGUUCGGACAGGUGUUCUUGCUGAGCGUGAUGAAGCCCGCCACCCCCUCAGACACAGCCCUGGCCAUUGUGAAAGGGGGGCAGAGGCGUGUGAGGGAGAUCUACUUCCCCUACCUGGACGUCAGGAUACCAUACUUACUUAGAGACUGGCUACCCAACGCCAUAGAGUCUGUCAUACGCUACAUCUCAACACCCGCUCACUACAGGAGAUAGCCUGAAGUAUGUUACACACGACACUGCUACACCCUCUCACUACAGGAGAUAGCCUGAAGUAUGUUACACACGACACUGCUACACCCUCUCACUACAGGAGAUAGCCUGAAGUAUGUUAUACACGACACUGCUACACCCUCUCACUACAGGAGAUAGCCUGAAGUACGUUACACACGACACUGCUACACCCUCUCACUACAGGAGAUAGCCUGAAGUACGUUACACACGACACUGCUACACCCUCUCACUACAGGAGAUAGCCUGAAGUACGUUACACUGCGACACUGCUACACCCUCUCACUACAGGAGAUAGCCUGAAGUCGCGUUACACACGACACUGCUGCUACACCCUCUCACUACAGGAGAUAGCCUGAAGUACGUUACACACGACACUGCUACACCCUCUCACUACAGGAGAUAGCCUGAAGUAUGUUACACACGACACUGCUACACCCUCUCACUACAGGAGAUAGCCUGAAGUAUGUUACACACGACACUGCUACACCCUCUCACUACAGGAGAUAGCCUGAAGUAUGUUACACACAACACUGCUACACCCUCUCACUACAGGAGAUGGCCUUAAGUAUGUUACACACGACACUGCUACACCCUCUCACUACAGGAGAUAGCCUGAAGUAUGUUACACACAACACUACUACACCCUCUCAGUACAGGAGAGCUAUAUGGCAGCGGUCUGUAAAUAAUCGAGUCUGGACCAGACAAUCCAGGGAUCAACAGCAUGAGCAUCAAUCUGCACAAUUGGGAUAGGAUGACAUGUCUUAACUAAGUCAGCGAGCCUUAC
Haliotis rubra (blacklip abalone) is the source of this 1961-nucleotide messenger RNA. RefSeq names its product hydroxysteroid 11-beta-dehydrogenase 1-like protein. The transcript has 7 exons. The record is from RefSeq and is a predicted model, not a curated record. Gene Ontology annotation, molecular function: oxidoreductase activity. NCBI's taxonomy places the organism in Eukaryota, Metazoa, Mollusca, Gastropoda, Lepetellida, Haliotidae. Gene Ontology annotation, cellular component: intracellular membrane-bounded organelle. Bases 263 to 1159 code for a protein of 298 amino acids.